GCCGUUUCCACAAGUCGAGCUGCGUUCCCGGCGAUCAAGAUAGCAAGAUGGUUUCCACCGAAGCCGCCCGCAACAUCGUCGGCAUCAUCGGCAAUGUCAUCUCCUUUGGCCUCUUCCUCUCCCCUGCGCCGACGUUCUGGCGGAUCAUCAAGGCCAAGGACGUGGAGGAGUUCAAGCCGGACCCCUACCUGGCGACGCUGCUCAACUGCAUGCUCUGGGUCUUCUACGGCCUGCCCAUCGUCCACCCCAACAGCAUCCUCGUCGUCACCAUCAACGGGAUCGGGCUUCUCAUCGAGGGCGCCUACCUCAUCGUCUUCUUCAUCUACGCCACCAGAAACACACGAUUGAAGAUGCUCGGCGUGCUCGCCAUCGAGGCGCUGUUCAUGGUGGCCGUGGUGGCCGGCGUGCUCCUCGGCGCCCACACCCACGAGAAGCGGUCCAUGAUCGUCGGCAUCCUCUGCGUCAUCUUCGGCUCGAUCAUGUACGCCUCCCCGCUCACCAUCAUGGGUAAAGUGAUCAGGACCAAGAGCGUGGAGUACAUGCCAUUCUUCCUGUCGCUGGUGAACUUCCUCAACGGCGGCUGCUGGACGGCCUAUGCGCUCAUCAAGUUCGACCUCUACAUCACGAUCCCCAAUGGCCUCGGUACCCUCUUUGGCCUCGCCCAGCUGAUCCUCUACCUCUGCUACUACUGGUCGACCCCCAAGAAGGGAAAGAGUGUCGAACUGCCCACCAUUGCCGCAAAGAACACCGUUGACAGCAGCAAGGUCUCCGUCACCGUUGAGAAAUAAGCUUGGCUUGCAGCAGCAGGCCCGCCGUCGCCGAGUGAUCUAAUCAAGACGGCGACCGAGAUUUUUAGCCCGCGACGUUUUAAGUAUACUAGUUAAUUUAGGGCAACAAUUUUAGGAUGAUGCUUCAACCAGUGUGGUGCUAGUAGUAUUUGUUAGCUAUAGUCUGAGUGUUCCUUUUAGUUUCGUGAAAGAUUCUUGUCUGUCCUAGUGCAAAUUCGAAGUAACUAUAUA
Hordeum vulgare subsp. vulgare (domesticated barley) is the source of this 1019-nucleotide messenger RNA. RefSeq names its product bidirectional sugar transporter SWEET6a-like. The coding region runs from base 48 to 788 and encodes 246 amino acids. Gene Ontology annotation, biological process: carbohydrate transport. The transcript has 5 exons. Gene Ontology annotation, cellular component: membrane. Gene Ontology annotation, molecular function: sugar transmembrane transporter activity. The record is from RefSeq and is a predicted model, not a curated record. Lineage: Eukaryota; Viridiplantae; Streptophyta; Magnoliopsida; Poales; Poaceae.